Malaya genurostris is the source of this 2727-nucleotide messenger RNA. It is a transcript of the gene rl, whose product is annotated as mitogen-activated protein kinase 1. Gene Ontology annotation, cellular component: cytoplasm; nucleus. Gene Ontology annotation, molecular function: MAP kinase activity; ATP binding. Lineage: Eukaryota; Metazoa; Arthropoda; Insecta; Diptera; Culicidae. The transcript has 8 exons. Gene Ontology annotation, biological process: protein phosphorylation; intracellular signal transduction. The record is from RefSeq and is a predicted model, not a curated record. Bases 834 to 2024 code for a protein of 396 amino acids.
CACGUUUGCGCUUGGAUUUCCGUCUGUGCGUUCUGAUUCGGAUAUUCUGCGAUAUAUCUUCCGUGGAAAAGUUUGUGCUGUGUAGCCUAAAAAGCUCGUCCCUUCGUUCAUUUGCGUUCAAGUGGUGCGUUGAUACGGUACAUCCGGAUUCGCGUGUAGUGCUGUGCGAUAAGGUUGUCUAAUCAAUCAGCUAGUGCUUGGUACCCCUUGCAGUGCUGUAAGCGUAUGCAGUUCCGCGGCAUCUUCGUCUUUCGAGUACCGUGUUUGUGGUGACAUCGGUUCGGGUAUUGUUUAUCGGCCUGUGUGUAUCUUUUUUUUGUGUUACCUCGCCCAACUUGAAGAGGAGUAAGAAAAAAAAAUUACAGCUCAACUUCGUCGCGUUUCUCUGUUUCGGUGCCGCACCGAAGUCUAGUGCUGUAGAAGUGUAAGUGGUUCUACCACUUGUGACGGCAAGAGUAAAUAGAAAACCCCCGAUCAGCCGGCCGCCCGAAGUGAACAAGUGCAAGAAGUGGUGGCAUUAGGCUGCAAAAUAAGUAUAAUAGAAGAAACGCCGACAAAAGGCGUUUCCAGUGUGCUCAAAGAGAAAGAAAAAGAGAAACGAUUCAAGCAUCCGUCGACAGGCUGCGAUAAAGCACUAGGAGGAGGCGGCGGUGGUCAGUGAUAACAGAAAACAAAAUUAGUAAAAUCCGAAGCACGCGUGUUCGUAGGAGUUUCGCAUUAGAAAAGAAGAAGAAGAAGAGGUAGCAAACCGCCCAACAACAACAAUAAUAAAAGACAUAAAAACAACAACAACAACAACAACAACAACAAGAACAAACGAACCGAUCGAAAGGAUGGCGGAAGCCGCCGGCCAGCAGAACAACAUUGCCGCGUCCCAAGCCGUGGCAGGUCCCGGAGCUAACGGGGCUGGUGCCGCCGCGGGUGCAAACAACAACGGCGUGGUCAACACAAAUCCUAACGCUGAGGUCAUACGUGGUCAACUGUUCGAGGUCGGUCCGCGGUACACCCAGCUGGCCUACAUCGGCGAGGGAGCCUACGGAAUGGUUGUGUCUGCAGUUGAUACAGUGACAAAAACAAAAGUUGCAAUUAAAAAAAUUUCCCCCUUCGAGCAUCAGACCUACUGCCAGCGGACGCUGCGUGAAAUCAAAAUUCUCACCCGAUUCAGACACGAAAACAUCAUAGACAUAAGAGAUAUCCUACGGGUGCCUAGUAUAGAACAGAUGAAAGAUGUAUAUAUUGUACAAUGUUUAAUGGAGACUGAUCUAUACAAACUACUGAAAACACAGAGACUAAGUAACGAUCAUAUCUGCUAUUUCCUGUAUCAAAUUCUACGUGGUCUCAAGUACAUCCACUCGGCAAACGUGUUGCAUCGGGAUCUGAAACCCAGCAAUCUGCUACUGAACACAACUUGUGAUUUGAAGAUUUGUGAUUUCGGCCUAGCACGAGUGGCAGAUCCUGAGCAUGACCACACCGGCUUCCUGACGGAGUACGUCGCCACCAGAUGGUACCGAGCGCCGGAAAUUAUGCUGAACUCUAAGGGUUACACAAAAUCCAUCGACAUAUGGUCAGUGGGCUGCAUCCUGGCGGAGAUGUUAAGCAACCGUCCAAUCUUCCCCGGCAAACACUACCUAGACCAGUUGAACCACAUUUUGGGUGUGCUCGGUUCGCCAUCCCAGGAAGAUCUCGAGUGCAUAAUUAACGAGAAAGCCCGCAGCUAUCUGCAGUCGUUACCGUACAAACCGAAGGUACCGUGGUCCCGGCUGUUCCCCAAUGCCGACCCAAAUGCACUGGAUCUGCUGGGAAAGAUGCUGACGUUCAAUCCUCAUAACCGAAUCUCGGUGGAGGAAGCCCUGGCGCAUCCGUAUCUCGAACAGUACUACGAUCCUGCCGAUGAGCCCGUCGCUGAAGAACCAUUCCGCAUUGCGAUGGAACUGGACGAUCUUCCAAAGGAGACAUUGAAACGAUUAAUCUUCGAGGAAACGCUACGAUUCAACCACAAUGAUAAUCAUCCGGAUGCCAUGUAAUUGCCCGGCUGCUAGGUCACAUCUAGAGCCGUGUUUCCAUACGUCAUGCGCACCGGCUUGAAACGGUGUGUGUUCCAUCGAGAAAAUUAUCCUCGGCAGCAUAAUGCUGGGGACGGUUUUCGCUACCGGUUCCGGUCUACUUUCUACUGGAGUCGCAUGAGUUUUAUUUCCGGAAUACGCACGCAUGCAUACAUGAAAACGUGGACAGUUCCGAUCAGUCUAAUAUAUGAGCAAUUUUUUCGUUCUGCUUUUCCUACCUGAUGGUGGUAACCAAAUUAUGAACAAACUGAAACCUACCCAUGAGUAGCUUAGCGGGUUAUGAAAUAUUUUAAUUUUAUAUAAGUUUUCAAAUGAAGCCAGGCGAAAAAAUCCGGCAGAACAUUAGUUUAAAGGCUGUAUUGUUCGGUUUAGGUUUUAGAUCAAUUUUAGAUUUUAGAGGAAAACCAAUGGGUGGUUUCCCUGCGAGCGUGGAUUCCGAAAGUGGAACACUCUAAUGAACUGUCGUUCAUUCUGAGAGGAAGGAGUCGCUCGCUGCAAUCGGCUUAGUUUAUCCCAAAUGUUUAGGUGAAUUAUUUUAUAGACCUGUUUUGUUGCGAGAAAAUACCAUUUAGGAAAUUUUUAUGUUAGAUUUUCAAUCAGAAAGUGGAUGUAGAUAAAACUAAAACAAAAAAAAAAGAUUAAAUAUUAACAAACUGUAUAGAAA